AUGCCGGGCUGCGCGCUGUCCUUCCUGCUCUUCUGCGACGGGGAGGCGAGCGCGCGGGCGCUGCGGCCGCACGACGACGAAGGCAUGUGGCGGGGCCGGCUGGACGCGCUGGCGCGCAUCGCCGCCGCGGCGCUGUCCUGCGGAGCUUGCCCCGGCGAGAAGAGCCAGGACAGCGCACCCAGCCGCUGCUCGCUGCUCUUCGUCGGGGACGGCGCGCUUGUCCAGGUGGACGAGGGGAUGCAGCCUGGGACGGUGCCGACGGAGCGGAACCUCGUGCGCUGCUGGCGCCGCGCCGCCCGGGACCGUGAGGGCCGCGCGGGCGAUCGCGGCGCGGGCGGCGAGGCGGCGGAGCCUGGGCUUCGCGGGGCCGUCAGAGAGGUCCUGGGCCAGUGCCCCUCCGGGAGCGUCGUUGCCAUCCUGCACGAGACGGAGGCGGUGCCGCUGCGGAUCUUCGAGAGCGGGUUGGCGCCCGCAGGGAGGGCCCCGCCGGCGGCCGUCUUCGUCCUGGGGGCCGUGCGGGACAUGGCGGCGAGCGAGGUGCAGCUUGUAGAGCGGACGGCUGCGACCGACUUCGGCUUCCGGGUCCUGCGCUGCUGCGUGGGGCGCGAGCCCGAGUUCUCUUCGAAGGUGGUGAGGUGCUUGGCCGCCUCACACAGCAGCGGACUGCUCGCGUCAGCGCUGGCACAGGCCCUGAAGGCCGACAGAGGAAAUCUCGCCGAGGCAGCAGCGGACGAGUCGCUCCUGAUCUCUGCGAUUGCAGUUCUGCCGAUUGACUCGGGCUGCCUGUCUGUGGACGCAGCCGUGCGUCCGCAGCUGCUUGAGAUGGUCCAGAUCAUUGUGGUUGCCCUCUGGAGAUCCCAGGCUGGGAACUCUUACCGAGCGGGCGCCGCAUUGAACGACCUCGCCCAAUUCAUCUCAGAGCAGGGUGGUAGCAUGUAUUCGAGUCAGCUCGCCGACUUUUUGAAGGUGCACCCUGAGCACCAGCGAGUCUUCAAGCUGACGAGCAGGAUCCGCAAGGAGCGUUGCAUGCGCCAGUUCUGCGAGGCCCACCCGGGGGUUUUUCGCUUCGACGAGAACCCCAGCGAGGGCCCUGGGAAGACGAAGGUCUGCCUGCUGAAGUUCUCCCGGAAGGAUCCCCUGCUGCACCUGCUCUUCCGGGACGGCGCGGCCCUGACCCUGAGCACGAGGUUCGUGGCGAGGCUCAUCGAUGCCGGCAAGAGGGCACCCACCGAGAGGCAGGUGCUCGACGGGCUCCUCGAGGAGCUGGCCCUGCGCCGCGGGGCGAGCCCUGGCGCGGGCGCCGAGGAGGCCCUGCGCCGCGCCGUGUCGCUGCACCGCGCGGAGUCCACGCUGGCCCUGCGUGCCGGCUGCCCUGGCGCGCGGAGGGGCAUCCCCCUGCUCGACGGCGAGCCGCCGGCCGGCCCGCCGCCCGCGGGGGGUGCCAGGUGGCCCAGGGAGGUGCUGCUGCUCCUCGACGCUCGGGGCGCGGCGGGCGCCGAGCCCCCGGCGGCCCACGGGGAGGCGGUCGACGACCUGCUGGCCCUGGCGAGGCGGUGCUGCAGGGACCACGGUGUGCCGUGCCGGGCCGCGCGGGUGGCCAGCGGCUGCCCCCCCGCCAGCUUCCUGGCGCUCGUGCAGUUCAUGAAGUACUCGGGGUGCCUGCGCGGUAAGCUGAGCGGCUGCCGUGCGCGGGUCUAUGCCGAGUUCAACAAGUUGUUCCAGCCGGGUGGGCUGAAAACCUUCAUCCAGCAGUACCCCGAAUUUGACUCCGAGCCCAAGGGCGCGAACGGCAUCAUCAUUAUUUGGGCUCACGGAGGGGCACUCCAGGACGUGCCGCCAGUGGCACCAGGCCUUGCCAGUGCAACUGAUCGUGUGGCGCCAGUGGCACCAGGCUCUGCCAGUCACUGGCUGCGCGCCGAGCUUCCGACGCACGCCGAGGCAGUCGCUGCUGACCACAGCGACGCGCCGAACACGCUGAAGGGCAGUCAGUCGCGUUUCCCGCCGCCGUGGCGACUCAAGUGUGGUGCGUGA
Prorocentrum cordatum is the source of this 2031-nucleotide messenger RNA. The record is from the annotation of a GenBank genome assembly. Lineage: Eukaryota; Dinophyceae; Prorocentrales; Prorocentraceae.